Messenger RNA from Nilaparvata lugens (brown planthopper), 6550 nucleotides. RefSeq names its product J domain-containing protein DDB_G0295729. The record is from RefSeq and is a predicted model, not a curated record. Lineage: Eukaryota; Metazoa; Arthropoda; Insecta; Hemiptera; Delphacidae. The coding region runs from base 502 to 5238 and encodes 1578 amino acids. The transcript has 10 exons.
GUUCUUGGUAACGAAGCCCGUACUUCAGUUUACAUCAGGGAGUUUAAAUUUAAACAUGUAAUAUUAGUUCUUAAGUUAUUGUAAAUUCGAAUAGUUCUACAAUUUCCUCAUAGCGCGCCUCUAUUGAACUAUUAUUACUUGAUAAGCGGUUUUUGUACAUAAAUAAUAAGCAAUGGCGCGAAACUUCAUAUAUUUCAAAAGAACGGCAUGUAAAUAAAUUCUGUACAUAGUUGCGAUACAUAAAAUCGUCAAAACCCAGUUAAUAAUUUGUUUGUGGGUCAAAGCCAUUGAACUCCGAUAUAUCGAAGUAGAUAAUACCAUUUCAUGUAGGUAUACAACGAAAUACAACGAACGAAAAACGAUUCUUGAAUGUAUAUUCUUAUUGACGUGCUUCAAGGAUCAAUAUAGGAUCGUACCGGGAAUAUUGUUAUUAUUUGAGCCUACUAUCAAGGAUUACUGCAAUUCAGAUGGAUAUAAGUUAGCAUUGAUGUUUAAUCCGAAAUGCCCGAUGUCAGUAGAUCUGACUCUCAGAGGUCAGAUAGCUCCCAACGACCGAGAGUAUCCUUCAAUAGGGACGUCCGUAUCAAAAGAAUCGGCAGGCCUGAAGGAAGCGUGGUUACGGCGGUCACGUCGGAUGGGGAAGGUCACCUCGUGCCAACCACUGUCCGCAGGGAGAGAGGUCAAGGGUCAAGGUCACAGUCGGCCAGGGAGGCCGCCAUAGUACUCAGGAAUGCCGAUAGUGUCAACUGUAUCCCCCUUAUGGAUACAUCCCUCCGCAACUCUACGAUUCCAAAACGAAACACCAAAGACCCCGUGAACCUGAUUCAAAUCAACAAUAAGCCAAGACGAAAACUGACAAGAAGUGCCAGUGAUGCAGGAAGCAGACAUGAUAGAAGCAAAUACGGUCCCGGAAAAUCCUAUUGGUCGGAAAAUGAAGGCGAAGAUAGUGCCAGCAGUGAGGGAGGUAGACAGAAACUCAGGAAACAAGAAGAGAAGAAGAUAAAUAUUUUCGCAACAUUGAAUAACAGAUUGAGAGGGAAAAAGAAGAAGAAAAGUUCCAAUUUGGAAAGGAGUUUAUUCGAGGAUAGAAGGCCGAAUACACCAACUAGAAGAAAUGAGACGGGACUUGAUGAUUCAAAUUUAAAGUCAGACAAGUUAAAGUCGAAAUCCAUAGAGAAUCUGCUUCCUGACACUGGAGGAUACCGAGAGAAAAAGAGCCAAAUAACACAAACUUCAACUCUCCCACGUCGAUCGAAAAAUAGCAAAAAGCAGUUGUCACCGAUUAUUGAAGACGAACCUAUUGCUAGCAAUCCUAGAGGAUCACCUUUCGAUUUCGAUAAUCAAGACAGACGAAUGAAAUCAAUUCAAGAUGACACUACUUUAAAUCCAACUCCGAAAAUAGUUAUUGAGCCUCCAACUCCAAUUUAUGAAGUUGACCAAAAGAUUUUCGCGUCAUCGAAGGAAGGAAGUGAUCAAAAGGAUAAUAGAAAAAGUUUGAGUCUGAUGGAUAUGAAAUCUAAAGACUCCCGAUCAAUUAGGAGAAUCGAGGAAGAUGGUGGUCGCAAAGCAGUUGAUAAGGAUGACAGAGGACGAUCAUCGUCCAUACGAGAUUACACAAAAAAUGAACAAGAUGAUAAUAAACUUGUCACGAGGGAAGUUGAUGACCUGAGCUCACGUAAGGACGAUAAAAAGAGAAGAAGCAAGUCUAAAGCUGAGGCAAAAAGUCGCAGCAAGUUUUAUGACACGGAGGAGUGGCUUUCAUCUGAAGAAGACUUCAGUCUUGCACAUGAUAAUGGUCACUACAAAAGUUAUGAUUACGGCCUCCUUGAUCCGGAUGUGAGUUUGACGAAUAUCGACGAGAUAAAUGCUAAAAAUGAUAUUAGUGGAGAGGGCAAAAACGUAGAAGAAAAAACUCAUGGUGAGAGUGUAAAGGAGUCAGAAUCUACAUUCAAAGGAACUGUGGGUAGAAAAUCUGCGAAUGAGAAAGAGGAAGGGGAGGAUAGGUUGUCAAACGUGAAGAAAAGCAAACUCAAACGAACCAGUUCAUUGAAUCUGAGUCCAGAAAGGCGGCUGUUUACUGGUGAUAAUGGGAGGGUAGAUAGUAUAAAGAAUAAGAUAAGAACAACAGAAGAAGAAGAAGUUACUAAAGGCGGGAAUAAUUCCCAGAAAAAAGUUGAAAAGAGAAAUAGUUUGUCGAGAAGAUUCUUCGAAAAAGAUAAAAGAUCAUCUUUAGAGGGUGUUGGUGAUAAAUUUGAUAAGCGUAACGCAACAGAAGAUAGUAGAAGAAAACUGGUGACGUCAGAUGAGGAAGAGAAUAUGAGUAGGAGGACGGUUGGUAUGCUUGUGGAAGAACUAUCCCGUAAACAAAGUGCAAACAAAAGGAAGGAGAACCUGCAAGUUGAUAAGUUGAAGAGUGUCGGUCCGCUCAUAGAUCCCCUAUUGGAUCUUGAUAGACAACACAACAAUAACAAGCCUUUCUCAUACACUGAUCCUUAUAAGUCACCUCCGCCUCUUCUAGCCGCGGUCAGUGUGGAUGCAAAACAGGCGGCAACUGCGCCCACGGAAGAAGUCAUCUACGCCGAAGUAAUCUGCACGCCGGCAGCGAAGGUUGGCGGCAACGUGGGAGUGCAGAGAGCUGGACAUCCUUCAACUCCCAGCGCUGGCCUUGCAGCCACAGCCGAGUUUGGAGUCAGUCGUGAACCGAGCAGUGAAUUGGCUACAUCCAUUCGUUCGCCUCGAGAGCUUGUGCACCACAUCAGAAAAGAGACCGACGCCUCUACGCCACCCAAAAGCCACAAGACCACCGUCCACACCGUCGUCAAACGAACUACCACCAGCAACCCAUCUGGCAAACUCAACGAACACGACCACAGCGAUACUCUACCAGGUAAACAACCCAAAAUUGAAUCAAAUGUGAACCAGAACUUUAGAAAAACUAAAACAGAAUUCAACGUCGAUUUGAACCAAACAACUACUGAUAACAGCACUAAUAAUUACAAUAAUUAUAGCUCCCCUAACAGUAAUAGGAAAAGUCUAGGAUCUGAUAACAGUAGUUCAACUAAUCGCGAGCGAAACUCGAGUUUAAGUGAAACCAACUCAACAGCUGAAUACACUAAUGAUUACUCCAUCAAAAGUGGGAGGAUCACGAAGAACGAUAAUAAUAAACGUAAAAAGGAAUCCAGUGAGGUUUUCAGUAUCGAUGCUGAUAGUGGAAAGAAAGUUGUAAGUAGGAAAGCGUAUUUUGUAGAUGAUUAUAAUUUUACACCAAUCGUUGAAGAAACCAGGGAAUCUAGUACUUUUGUGGAGAAGAAUCGCCAUCACCAAUCAUCUCCAUCGUUGUACUUCUCAAAAAGUGAACGUGAUCUGCCACAGGAGAUCAGAGGGGAGGAAACUGAAGGAAAACGAGAAUCGAUUAUUGAAAUAGACGUAGAAAGAGAAGAGUUUGAAGACCAUCAUCAUUCAUACGGCUCAAAGACCCUGAAAAUGAAUACCACACGGAGUAUGUCCAGUGAGAAACUGUUGUCAGGAGAUAUCAAUGAUCUUUCUCUCAGGCGACAUCGAUUGGAGUCAAUAAUCGAUUCCCAUAAACGGCGUUUCGAGAACAGAGCAAUUAGUCCCAAUCGAUACUCGAGAACUCUUACUCGAUCUGUUUCCAAUGUGAGUCCGUCAUACAGGAACUCUAAUCACCUAAUUGAAGACGACUUAUCGAGUGCAACUAAAAAGACAAUCAAAGAGGAUCGAUAUUUCGAACGACACAUAAAACGAACUGCAUCGAAUUAUAAAGACAAGGAUAUGCUGUCAGAUGGUGCCCCACUCAAAAUUGAAGCUGGUGAUUCUUUUAGAACGAAUCGAAUUGGCAGAAACAAUUAUAAAACGUAUAAUUAUUACUUGAAGAACGAUUCGAAGAAUAAUGAGAAGUUUAAUAACGAGUACAAUUUAACGAAUAGUAUAAGAGAUAACAAGUAUCGGAGCAGUGAUAAUGUUGCAGAUAUCUACCGCAAUGAAGAGUACAAUAACGAGAGUAAUGGAACAAAGUACGGUAAAAAACACUUCAGGGAGUGGUAUACAGCAACUUCCGUGAAAAAGACUGAAAGAGGAUCGGGUGAUGAAACUAGCUAUGGGUACGGGAGUCUAAAAGGAGGAGGAGAAGACGCGGGUAGGAUCAAAGAUGAUGGUAGAAAUGGUAAAGCGUUAAUAUCCGAUGGAAAGUAUCCGAGUUUAAGAGAAGAAUCGAAUCGAGUUGCAUCGGAAAACGGUAAAGAUAACAGGAGAAGCGAUAGUGGACGAAGCAGUCGAGGAGGUUUCUUCGAAAAACUACGCAACGAACAGAAAUCAACUUCAAAAACAUCCAGUGCAAAAGAUUCACGCAAAGUGUCCGGCUUAGAGAAGGUGAGAAGGAAACUGUCUAACUGGAACAGCAGUAAAAAGAAUUCAACACAGGAUAAGGCGGAGAAGAAGGACAAAAAGAAGAAGACGAAGGAGGAAGUGCACGGCUCUAGUCUGGAUGAACAGAAAGAUCCUCUCACAUCACGGUAUUCCGAAUAUAAGGGAGAUGAGAGCGCAGACGAUCACACGGUGCGGGAGUCUGAUUACUAUGCCACAAGACAAAGAGUGUCUACUCCAGAAAAUCACCCUACUUGGUUCAGAUCUUUGGAUAGGAUCAAACAUAAGACCUCCCAUUCACGAUUAUCUGGAGAAGACACUGUGGAUAGAAAGCAUAGGCCAGUCUCAAGAGCAAAUAGCACAAGCCACAAGAACCUGAGGUUCUUUGGAGAGAGCGACAGUGGAAGCUAUCCGUCCUUGAAUACAUCUCAUUUACAGGUUCCUUCAAACAGAACUUCGUCAAGAUUGAGAUCAUCAUUAGCAUUAGACAGCUCUGCAGAGAGUACACUAGAAGAAGACAGCGGACAUUCACAGAAAAGUGUUGUUUAUUUGCAUGCAGCAACGGUCGGCGAUAUUCCGGGAUCAAGGAAGCUGCACCGUUCGCAGAUCACAGCUGGGAGAAGGUCUAUGAGCCGAGAAGAGCUUUCCUCAAACAAGACGGACUCAACAUUCGUGCCGCACAAACGAACACUCUCGAGGUCUAUCUCUGUUCUAGCACCGUGGAGGCCUAGACAUCCUCGCGAUGGAAUUGAGGAGCUACCAGAAAACGGAUUUUUCUAUCCAGAUGUGAAUGUUAUAUUGAAAGAUAGCAAUAAAAACAAGGAUAAGAUGAUUGUACAGAAAGUUGUAAGGUAAAUUACAACGACGCGGGAAAACCGCCGCGUGCCCCUAUUAACAACCGCACACUGACCAGACUCCAGCAACAAGAGGCUAAAAGGCGACCACUAUCCUCAGCCGGAGAAUCAGGACGAAACUCGAGAUCGGACCGUCGAGGUUCCGACGAGUCGCGAAGCACCGGAGUCAGUGACACCAGCACCACAAAUCAACGCCGAAGAAAAUAUGUCAGCGCAUCAGAAACGGAUCUGGCUAGGUCGAAAUCGGUACCCAGAAGUAGUAAGUUAUCGUCCGGAUGGUUUAGGGGCAAGUAGCUUCAAACAAAUAACAGUAGUGUCUCUGGAGAAAAAUAAUAUAUAAAAAAAAAUAUUCUGAUAGCAAAUUAAACAGAUUCAACAAGGGAGGAUGCAGGAUAUUCAAGAAAAACUAGUAAAGCUCUCAAGAGAUAAGAGAUAAAACGAAUAAUAAUUCAUUAUUGGAAAAGAGAAUAACAUCUUUGAAAAUAAUCGUUUUGCAAAGAAGAGUCUCAAUAGGCAUUAUAUAAGGCCUAUAUAGAUUUGAGAAAUUGAUACAGUGACUUUCUGGGAUCUACGUAAUAAGGGUUAAAUUACAGAAACAGUGCCAGUAAAAUAUAGAGGGCACGUUCUAUAAGGAAGUAGUACAGUGCUGGAGAGAGAAAGGAAUAACCAAACUAUGAAAAUGAUUAAGAGAACCUUUUCAUUGAAAAGGAAUAAGUAAUUGAAGAGUUUUUCGAAGUAGCGUUAAAUAAAAAGAAAUAAGGAUAUUUAAAUCAGUGUUCAAGAGAAAUAAAUCAUCAAACUAUCGCAUGAUAGAAUGAAAUGAAAAUUAAGAAGUGAAAAAAAUGAUAGAAAGAAAUGUUGAAUAAACGUGAAAUGAAAUUAGGAGAAUUUGAAUAGUAAUUAUGGUUGAAGUGAUUGCGAAUCGAAAAAAUAGAAUGUACCUCUGAUUUGGUGGUACAGUAAUAAUAAUAAUGUUUCUUCUACUAUAAUUUUACAUUUUAUGAAAAUCUCAGAGUCAUCACUGAUUACCAAUUAGGAUUUCUUAGAGCAAAGUGGACAAAGCCAUAUCUAACGUCUUCUUUAUAGAACUCAAGUCAUUAAUAAUGUAUAUUUAAUUCUAAUCGUUGUAAGGUGAUCUGUAAAUAUUAACACGAUUCAAACCAAUUCGUUUAGUUUGAAUUUAAUUUUUACUUUCUGUAUUUAAUUGAUCGAAACUAAGACUAUUAACGAAUGUGAUCUUCAACUAAUUUAAAAAAGGUGAUGUCUCUAGUACCAUUGUUGUUAAUAAACUCUCCUAUUUUAUUGCUAUUCAA